GACAUUUUAUUUACUUUGAGUAGAGAUUUGAUCCUUGCUGUUUCUGUUGAGGGUCAUUAUGUGGGGCCCCUCUCUGGUGUGGCUGCUGCUGCUCAGCCUCCUGCCUCUGAAGGUCCAGACCCGGGUUCUGACAGCGCAGGGAGGUCACAGAGACAGGUUGAGUUUAUCCAGAACGUCUGAAUUAGAGCCGUCUUCCCCUGGCAUCCUUCCGACAGCGUCUGAUCCUUCUGCCGCCAUCGAGAAUCAAAUCCCAGACCAAGUCUGGAGAGCCUCAUGGCACAAAGACCCCUCACUGAAGUCAUCUGACCUGUCGCUUUAUGGGUACAACCUGCAGCUGCAGGUGCCAAUCUGGAAGCGUGGGUCACGGGGUCGUCGUCAUGCCAACAGCAGUGGUGCGAGGGGUCAUGGUCACCUGAUGAGGGUGGGGUGCGCCCUUGGCACCUGUCAGGUGCAAAACCUCAGCCAUCGGCUCUACCAGCUGAUUGGACAGAGCGGGAGGGAAGACUCUUCCCCUAUAAACCCCCGCAGCCCUCACAGCUAUGGCUGAGCCCCCGGGGCCUUCAUUUUAACAUCCAGC
Molecule: messenger RNA, 577 nt
Organism: Nematolebias whitei (Rio pearlfish)
Lineage: Eukaryota; Metazoa; Chordata; Actinopteri; Cyprinodontiformes; Rivulidae
Gene: adm2b
Product: adrenomedullin 2b
Exons: 2
Coding region: 59-547 (162 amino acids)
Biological process (GO): positive regulation of heart rate; regulation of systemic arterial blood pressure; adenylate cyclase-activating G protein-coupled receptor signaling pathway
Cellular component (GO): extracellular region
Molecular function (GO): hormone activity
Source: RefSeq, a predicted model, not a curated record